AAGCAAAUGAGCAAUUCUAUUACUACAAAUAAACUUGUUCUUCAAUGGAGAUGGAAGCUAAGAAUGAAGAGAUCCUUGCUGUAAGGGAUGUUACAAAAUGCCUCUUCCAAUUCACACAAUUCACUGUCCUAAGAUGUGUAAUCGAGCUCGGGAUUCCCGACAUAGUCGAGAACCAUCCCGGGAAGGGCAGCGUGUCAUUGGCCGAGCUGUCGAAAGCAUCGGGUGCCUUGCAACCGUUCUUAUACCGCAUCAUGAGAUUUUUGACUCAACGCGGCGUUUUCAAAGAGGUCAAAAUGAACGGUCAAGAUUCAUCGAUCGGUUACGCCCACACGCCCUUUUCUCGCCAACUCACCAAAGAUCGUAUGGCUCCACUAUUCCUACUCAUGAGUAGUCCCGAGAUGGUUUCCUCGAACUUGAGCUUGUCCAAGGUCAUCUCAUCGGAUACGCCAAAUUUAAAUGGUUUCGAAACGGCACAUGGCGUAGAUCUUUGGAAGUAUAAUGCAGAGAAUCCGAAGUUUAGUGAGUUGUUCUCCAAGGCUAUGGCGAGCGUAGUUAGCUCGUAUGUAUCGAUGGUGGUUGAAAAUUAUCCGGACAUGUUUGAGGGGAUCGGUUGUGUGGUGGACGUAGGAGGUGGUAAUGGAACGGCGCUUCGUACGUUGGUGAAGGCGUGCCCGUGGAUUGUCCGAGCCAUCAACUUUGAUCUUCCCCACGUCGUGGCCCUAUCCGACGGGGGUGAUGAUGGCCGCAUCGAGAACAUCGGGGGCGACAUGUUUGUCGAAAUUCCUCGCGGUGACGCGAUUUUGCUUAUGUCGGUACUCCAUGAUUGGGACGACGAGGCAUGUGUGAAGAUCUUGAAGAAUUGCAGAGAUGCCAUAUCGAAGGAGACGGGAAAACUGAUUAUUAUGGACUACGUGAUCAGCGACAACCUUAAAAAUAAUGAUGACAUAUAUGAAGAGUUUCGUUUGGGAAUGGACAUCGAAAUGUUGUCCGUAACCAUCAACGGGAAAGAGAGGAAUACAAAGGAAUGGGACGAUAUUCUAAAAGCUGCUGGCUUCACAAAAUACACUAUCAAAUAUAUUCCAGCACUGAUCUCUGCCAUCGAGGCCUAUCCUUAAUUAAUUAAUUUGUAUUAUUCGAACUUUUUAUUUGUCAAAAUAAAUUGGUUUGGUAACUUGAAUGAUUUAAAUUUAAAGAAGACCUUGGAUUAUUUAGUCGAACGAAUUAGAUUUUAUGUU
Molecule: messenger RNA, 1235 nt
Organism: Andrographis paniculata
Lineage: Eukaryota; Viridiplantae; Streptophyta; Magnoliopsida; Lamiales; Acanthaceae
Product: acetylserotonin O-methyltransferase-like
Exons: 2
Coding region: 45-1115 (356 amino acids)
Biological process (GO): methylation
Molecular function (GO): protein dimerization activity; S-adenosylmethionine-dependent methyltransferase activity; O-methyltransferase activity
Source: RefSeq, a predicted model, not a curated record